AUUUAGGUCAAACAAAACGGAUGAAAACAAACAGUUUUGAACGAUAUGGAAAUAACAUAAAAGAGAAUUAAGAUGGGUAGAAGGGGCUACCAUGUACUGCAAUUACUUGCAUUGGUACUUAUACCAACAACAAUAUUAGCUGUAGAUAGAGUUUAUGAUAUGGAUAGGUUAUCAACAUGUAGACAAGAAGUAACUAUAUAUGAUUUUAAUGUUAUAUUAAAUGGUAAAGCUAAUGCAGCCCCAGCUAAUCCUCCUCAAGAAUGUACUAUCAUGUUAAAAUCAGGCUAUACAGAUGGUAAAAGUCAACUGGAAGUAGCUAUUAAUGAAGUUCAAAUAGAAGAUUGUGCAGUGUUUGUGGAUAUUUUUAAUGGAAAAGGUGCUUUUGGUAAUUAUCUGAGACGUUUAGGAUGUAACUCAGAAAAUAAAGAUAAACUAUAUUCAGAUUCUGAAUGGAUUACAAUUAGAUUUACUAGACCAGUUAUCUUAUACCAAACAGUUUAUGUCUUUAAAUUAACAGUUACAACUUGGGAGGAUCCAGAUGUUCCUGGGUUGUUUUUGGGUGGAACUAUAUUAUCACCUGGAGUUAUUAUAGGAAUAGUUGCUGGUCUAUUGUUAGUUAUUGUACUGUUUGCUAUAUUAAUAUGGUGCUGGCGAUCUGGACGUAUCUAUAACUAUAUUGGCACACCUCCUGAAAAAUAUGAUUCAACCAAACAGAAAAUAGAAAAUGGAGAAUAUAAUAGUGGUCUUGAUAAGUCUGAAACAAAUUCUGUGAAAUCUGGCAUUGAUCACAGAGAUCCAGCAGUUUGGUCUACUUUAGCAGGUGAAAAGCAACACCCAUCUUACAGACCUCCAGGUGGACAUCAGUAUAUAAAUAGACGGACUUACCAGGAUUCUAGGGCAAGAACAUUUGAUAAUCGUGAUCCAAAUGGCGUCAUGCUAAAUGGUGGAUGCCCAAGAGAACAGAUUAAUUUGAAACAGGCACUUAUUGCCAAUAGACAAAGAUCUGUAAAUGGUGGCUCUUCUACUCAGUUUCGAAAAGAAACUCUAAUUGAUGAUGUAUUUGAAAGUGAUGAUAAUCAAGUUGAAGCACCACAUGAAAAUUUUCAAAGGGGUCAUCAUUCAAGAAGUUCUAAACGAAGUCAAGAUAAUGAUGAAAAGAGGUCAUCAUUAAGAAGUAAUGCUGAAUCUCCAUCAAGAGAUUCAAGACAUGGUGACUCACCCAGUAGAUCACCAAGAAGAUCAAGACAUGGUGAAUCACCAUCAAGAGAUGAAUUACAAAGAGGAACUGAAGCUAGAGAUAGCAAUAGAAGUACUUCCUCUCAGAAAGACAAUAAAAUACGAGCUAAAAGUUUAGCUCAAGAAGCCAGUGAAGCUAGAUUGAAAUCAAGAAAUGACAAUGCAGAGGAUUCAGCCUCAGAUAUUGAUUCAGCCAGUGUGAUGUCAAUACCUGAACCAGACUCCCAUCAUAAAACACAUUCCAAAAACAGACAAAACGAAGACUCUAAUGAUGAUUCUGAUAAUUCUGAUGAUUCUGAUGAUUCAGAAGUGAGAGAAAUCACCAACAAGAGUAAAAACAACAAUCCAGAUUUAAUGGUGAAUCCAAAUCAUUCCAAAUCACAGAAAAGUAAAAACAUCGAUCCAGAUUUAAUGGUGAAUCCAAAUCAUUCCAAAUCACAGAAAUCGCCUAAAAAUAAGAAAAAGAAAAGAAAGUCAAAGAGUAAAGAUAGAGAUGAGGAUGUUUUACCACCAGAAGCUUUUGAACCAUUGUUUGAUCGACCAGUUUCAGAGGAACCAUUACCUGACGGGAUGCAACCAUUAAAUACUGCAUAUAAUAAUCCUUAUGGAAUGUAUCCUGGAAUGUAUCCCAUGACUAAUUAUGGUAUGCCAUAUGGUAUGAUGCCUGCCCCAGGAACUGUGGCGCCUGGAACUCAGACCUAUGCCUAUGCCUACCAAGCGAUGCCAGCACCUGGUAUGCCUCCUCAACAAGCUGGACAAGCUGCAUUUAUUGUACAAGAAACACCUACAAGGGAUGGAAAGGUACAAAAAAAAGCUUUUAUGAUGACUCAAGAAGGUCAACCUCAUCCCAACUCACGUAAUCCAGGAGCACCUGGGUAUUCAUCAACACCAUAUGGAGAUCCCUCUCAAAGAGGAUCUGGUCGUCAAAGAUCACACACACCUCCAUCUAAAAACAUCAUACCACAGCUUCCACAAGAUAAUGGUCAGGGUCAUCGGACAGCCAUGAUGAAGUCAGGAGUAGAUCCUAAAACUGGGAUUGAAACUAAUCAAGUAUUAUGGACUGACACUACUCGAGACCCAAGUGAUCCACCCCCUGAUGCUAAUCCGCAGAUCACACGUAAAACUGUUAUUAGAACUACAACAAGGAGUGGAUAUGCUGACAUACCAGAGGACACAGAUAAGAUAACUGACUAUUUACAACUUCAAGCUGAUCCGAACGAACCAUCAUUUCUGUCACCAUCAAGAGGUGGUCCACAUGUUAUUGACAAUUCAGACAUUCCUGAUCGUGACAAUAUGGCCUAUUAUCUGGGACUACAUAAUCCAGACUCAUCUCAAGUUGUACAUCCUGCACCCAGUAGAAAUAGAGCUAUUAAAGAUAAUGUGUCAAUAGCAUAAAUUAUUGGGAUUAUUUUUUAGGAAAUUUAAUAAUUGAAGCGAUUAAAGGCAUUCUAUGUCCUUAGUUUCUGAUGCCAUAAUUAUUAAUAUUAAAGAAUCUAUGAAAAUAAUUAAAUUAAAGAUAAAGUAAAGUAUUAAUUCAGAAUGUAUCAGACUCAAUAGAAGGAAUUUAAUGAUUAAUUCUAAUAAAUGUGGCAGAGAUGGUCUCAAAAUAUUUUGAUCUCUUCAUUCUAAUUCAACAUCUGUCGCUGUUCAGAUUUAUUAACCAAACUGUUGAAACAUUAAACAUCAGUUGCUUUUAUAUUUAAUAUUAAACAUUUGUAUUACAAGUUUCAUUAUGGAUACAUCAUGCAUCAUGCUUAAAGGGAUUGUAAAGAGAUUUUUUCUAAAAAAUGUAUGUGUAUUUGGGACUGAAAGCAUCAAUCAAACACUUCAAUUUAGCGGAAAACCACAGACAUCUGACUGAAUAUUGGUACGGGGAAAAUUGAUGUUGUCACUGUCCCCAAUACACAUAGAAAAUUGAGAAAACCUCUUUAUAUUCCCUUUAAGUCAAAUUACAAAGUACACCAUUGAAAGACUCCUUUGUUCUCAUGGCAGCACCGAAUUUAUCAAUUUUAAACAUGGAUUUGACCUUCAUGACAUUCUAAUUUAUUGAUUAAAGUGUAUAAAGUGCCUGUGAUCAAGUGCAGUUUGAUGCUCUGUCUAUACAAUAUUUACUUUGUUUUUAGUUGUUUUUUUUCCUUUAGUGCUCUUGCUUAAAAAUAAUUUUAAAUAUCAUUUUGUAAGUUUAAAAUUAAUCAUUCAUGAUUUACUCAUUUUUUUAAAUAUCAUUAAUCAUUUUAGAUAUAAUUAUUGUACAAAGAUUUAGAAUUGAAUUAUUCAUCUAUUUGUAUUAAAAUAUUUAUAAUGAAUUAAUGAAAUUUUCUUGUGUUCCUAAAUAUAUUUUCACAAAUU
Molecule: messenger RNA, 3585 nt
Organism: Lottia gigantea (owl limpet)
Lineage: Eukaryota; Metazoa; Mollusca; Gastropoda; Lottiidae
Exons: 6
Coding region: 73-2631 (852 amino acids)
Source: RefSeq, a predicted model, not a curated record